AGACUAUCUCGUGCAUUUUCUCUAACACCCACUUUCAUCAUGUCCUCCCUCACAACAUCCAUCAACCUUUUCUUUGGUUUUCCUCCUGCUCUUUUGCCUGGCAGCUCCAUCUUCAGCACCCUUCUCCCAGUAUACUCAUUCUCUCGCCUCUGAACAUGUCCAAACCAUCUAAGUCUGCGCUCUUUAACCUUGUCUUGAAAACAUCCAACUUUGACUGUUCCUCUAAUGAGCUCAUUUCUAAUCCCAGCCAACCUGUUCAAUCCAAGCAAGAACCUCGGCAUCUUCAUUUCUGCUACCUCCAGUUCUGCUUCCUGUUGUUUCUUCAGUGCCACCGUAUCUAAUCCUUACAUCAUGGCCGGCCUCACCGCUGUUUUAUAAACCUUGUCCUUCAGCCUAGUGGAGGCUCUUCUGUCGAAUCGAACAUCAGAGACCUUCCGCUACCUGUUCCACCCAGCAUGGACCCGUUUCUUCGCUUCUUUACCACACACUCCACAGCUCUGUAUUGUUGACCCCAAGUAUUUGAAGUCAUCCACCCUCGUUAUCUCUUCUCCUUGGAGCUUCACUCCUCCUCCUCCGUCCCUCACAUUCAUGCACAUAUAUUCUAUUGACGAGACAAAGAGCAGACUUUGAGGUAAGGGCAUUAAAGCAAAAUGGUGAUAUAGAUGCCAGUUUCCACAUUCUGAGAUGUGAAAAAGAAGUAGCAACAACGGAGGCUGAAGCUGCAGCGUAUGAAGAAGUGGCAAGUCAGGGCGGGGAGACAGACUUGGAAACCCCCAUUAAAGCUGAGCCCUUUAACGCUGCACAGCGCACCAGGGAAUAUGUCAAACAUCAAGGUGUGCUACUCAGACCCUUGAAAAGAAAUGACAAUGUAUUAGACAGGCAAGUUAUCAACCAACCUGUUGACCAAGUUAUAACUGCAACUCCACAAGCUCCGCCACCAAUGAACAGCAACAUCAAACAUCAACAAGUCCUAUGCUAGAGACUUGAAAGGUUUGGACCUUGGAACAGAUCCUCUCCCACUACAAAGAAGUUUAGGACUCUGUUGGAACCUACAAACUGACAGUUUUACCUACCUUGUAUCAAAUGAGACAAAACCAUUAACACGUCGGGUAGUACUGUCAACAGUCUGUAUGAACCCUUGGGUUUUGCUGCUCCCGUUGUCAUGCAAGGCAAGGCACUACUCCGAGAACUGUCAUAUGAAAAGAGAGACUGGAAUGCGCCUCUUCCUCCAGAAAAAAAAAGAGGAGAUGUGGGUCUAAUGGAAAGACUCGUUAAAAGCUCUUGACGAUCUACAAAUAUAAAGUCAAGCACAGUUUCUGGUCCAUCUGGAAACUUCUCCUCUGGACAGUUGUAUGGCAAACAAUGGAAACAUGUCCAACAGGAAGCAGAGGUUUUGGAAGAGGUGGAAAGGUGAAUAUUUGUCUACUCUGCAGAAUCGCACAAAAUGAACUGAAAACUGGACAAAUGUCAAAGAAGGAGAUGUUGUCCUUUUAAAGGAUGCUCAGGCACACAGGAAUGAAUGGCCGAUGCGACUGAUAGUGAAAACUCUACCCAGCAGUGACAAGAAAGUCUACAAAGUGGAAAUGCGGAUUGUUAAAGAAGGGAAUGUGAAGGUGUUCUUGAGAUCUAUUUCAGACAUUGUGGUUUUCCUUUCAGAGACUGGUUGAAUAUUCCUUGCAAUGUUUCAUGAAUAUGUUGGUAUUUUAAGUGGUAUGAUUAUCACAAGCGGGGAGUGUAAUGUCUUUUGAUGAAAGAUUUGUAUAUUUCGUAAGAUAAAAAAGUUGGUUAAAAAUAUGUUUAUUUCAUGAUGCGACGCGUUAAAAUGUUUUAAAAGAAAAUGCGUCAGAAUGAUACCUCUUGACCUGUGAGGAUCAUUCAGUUUCUUUGUGGAGUCAGUGCUUCGUAGUUAUAGAGGAUCUUUGACGUGUCUCCGGUGAGAAUAUGAGCAUGGCGGACAUUAAGUCUGAAGGCAACUCAUAACUACGUUGAAUGUGUUCUAAACGUUUGAACCUUGGGAAACCUUCGUCUUUGUAAGUAUUGUAUGUUCGCAGACAUUGGGUUGACGUCACAAUUGUGUUUUAUUUAAGAGCUCGAUGUAAACGAGUGAUUGUUGAUGCAGCUAUUGUUAUGUUGACCAUAAAUAAGAUAGCUACCUGUACUUUGCACAAUGGCACACAGUGCACAGUGUAAUAUAUAUUUUUCUGUAUCUUUCAGGUACAAAUUUGUUAAUUCAUUUACCAGAAGAAACCUCCAUAAAAGCAAGAAAAGAACGCCUUGUGUUUCUUCCAUUCCUCAACAGGUAAUGUGUCAGCCCAUUAUGAGACAGACAUCACUCCUGCUGGCUGGACUUUCUCCAUUUGGGGUGUUAUUUAUACCUGGCUCUCCUUAAUGGUCAUAUAUAUCACUUUAUAUGUGUUCAGAGGAUCAUGGGCUCAGUGUCUCCUGCCAUGCGCCUUUUAUGUCUUCUGGCUGUUCAGCAUGGUGCUAAAUAUGAUGUGGCUGCUCUUGUGGGAUAGAGAAAGGAUGCUGUCAGCACUGGUUUUAUUGAGCCUUAUUGUGAUUUCCAACUCCAGUGCCUUGAGUAUCUGUUGCUUUGCAACAGAUUUCUAUGGACUCUGGCUAAAGACAUACUAUCCCAAAGAUCUGACCUGUGUCAUAAUUUUGGUCCAUAAUGGUUUGGCUCUCUACACCACAUGGACAUCGAUUGCUUCGUUGAUCAACUUCACUUUAGUUCUUCAAUUGUGGGGUGUGGUCAGGAGCACAGCAGCAACAGUGUCCCUUUGCCUCCUCUUUGCAAAGCUCGUGGCAUGGUUUAUGCUUGAAAACUGGGUACUGGAUCGCUGGGUGCGCAACAUUAUGACGGUGUACCCUGUUGUGAUCGUGGCGCUGUUUGGAAAUGUUUGGAAACAUUUUGACCCAGUGGACCCCACCCCGAAUGCCAUCUUUAUGGUUAAUCUCCUGGUGUUGACAUGUAUCCUGCUGGUUUUCCGAGUCUGUAAUGUCAUCUGGAGAAACAGAAGGAGACCCCUCUUCUCCCCGGGCUCAGCACGGAUUCUGAUUUCACCCCUCGAUGGAAGCAAAUUUAAGAUGUUAUCCUAAAGAUGGAAUCUUCUGGUUUCCUUCAGACCUCGAGAGACAGACAACCCCUUUUUUGACAUACCAAUGAUACGCACCUCCAAUUAAAUAGCAUUCGCUUGACACAUCUUUGACUUCAAGAUCUUAUAACGGAAAAAACAGUGUCUUAAAAUGGGAUCACCAAGGAGGUGGAUAGUCAUAUUUUUUUUUAAUAAAGUUGGCAAAUACAUUUAAGUAAUAAGAUCAACAUGAUAGUAUUUUCUGACAAGCUGUUUGCCAAUGCUCAGAUUGCAUUACUACCACCAAAGUAUUUUUUAAAUGGUAUAUUUUGUCUUAAUCCAUUCCAAUUGUACAGUAUUGUUCUGAUUGAAAGUACUGUAACAUUGUGUCACUUGUAUCAUGCAAUACUCUUAUGAUCGGUACCCCAAUAAAAAAAGGAUCCCAGUA
Syngnathoides biaculeatus (alligator pipefish) is the source of this 3522-nucleotide messenger RNA. RefSeq lists its product as uncharacterized. Lineage: Eukaryota; Metazoa; Chordata; Actinopteri; Syngnathiformes; Syngnathidae. The transcript has 7 exons. Bases 2389 to 3099 code for a protein of 236 amino acids. The record is from RefSeq and is a predicted model, not a curated record.